Acinonyx jubatus (cheetah) is the source of this 1101-nucleotide messenger RNA. Its product is annotated as olfactory receptor 1361-like. Gene Ontology annotation, molecular function: G protein-coupled receptor activity; olfactory receptor activity. NCBI's taxonomy places the organism in Eukaryota, Metazoa, Chordata, Mammalia, Carnivora, Felidae. Gene Ontology annotation, cellular component: membrane. The transcript has a single exon. Bases 118 to 1101 code for a protein of 327 amino acids. The record is from RefSeq and is a predicted model, not a curated record. Gene Ontology annotation, biological process: G protein-coupled receptor signaling pathway.
CUCUUUUGGAAACUAGGGGCAUGCGUGCAAGAAGUUUCCUAAAAGCUAUCUCAGAGUAGAUUUCAGCAUUAUUUGAUACUAACACUUGCUCUUUGCAGGUGUUAUAGAUCAUGUGUUAUGGCCACUAGAAACAGGACAGAAGUAACUGAAUUUUUCUUAUUGGGCCUGUCCAGCUGGGCAGAGAUGCAGCCAGUUAUUUUUGGGAUUGUCCUUGCCAUGCACCUGGUGGCACUUAUGGGCAAUGCCCUAUUAGUAAUUGUUGCCCUCUCAGACCCCAAGCUUCAGACUCCAAUGUAUUUCCUGCUCAGUCAGCUUUCCUUUAUUGACAUGUUUCUGACAACCAUCACUGUUCCCCAGAUGCUGGUGCACACACUGUCUGUGAAUAGAAUCAUCUCCUUUAAUUGCUGCAUGAUCCAGCUCUUCUGUUUUAUGGCUGUGGGCAGCAUGGAAGGCCACUUGCUGGCUGCCAUGGCCUAUGACCGCUAUGUUGCCAUCUGUGACCCAUUAAGAUACUCUGCCAUCAUCAGCCGUGGCCUCUGUCUGCGUAUAACCUUGACCUCGUGGGUGGUUGUCAGCCUCAACAGCCUGCUUUAUAGUGUGUUGGUCACCCGCUUAACCUUUUGUGGCAACCAGGUCACCCAUUUCUUCUGUGACAUCACACCCUUGUUAAAACUCUCCUGCACCCGACCAGUGGUCAAUGAAAUGCUAAUAUUUACUGAGGGCGUAGCUGUGGUGGUCAGCCCCUUCUUCUUCAUUUUAGGUUCCUAUGCCCGCAUUGCUGUUGCCAUAGCUCGCACGCAUUCAGUUGCUGCCUUGCGCAAAGCCCUGUCCACAUGUAGCUCCCACAUUCUGGUUGUGCUGCUCCUGUAUGGCUCUGUGAUCUACAUGUAUCUCCGGCCAUCCUCCAGCUAUGACUUGGACCAGGAUCGCCAAGUCGCCAUGUUUUACACAGUAGUUACUCCUAUGCUAAACCCACUGAUCUACAGCCUGAGGAACCAGGAGGUUAAGGGAGCUCUGCGAAGGCUUUUCAGGAAACUCUGCAUCUCAAGAAACUUCCAACCUGGUUCCCAGAUAAAUGGGGGAUGGCAGAACAUCUCCUGA